Molecule: messenger RNA, 1101 nt
Organism: Fonsecaea erecta
Lineage: Eukaryota; Fungi; Ascomycota; Eurotiomycetes; Chaetothyriales; Herpotrichiellaceae
Exons: 2
Coding region: 1-1101 (366 amino acids)
Biological process (GO): tRNA wobble uridine modification
Cellular component (GO): elongator holoenzyme complex
Source: RefSeq, a predicted model, not a curated record
AUGCCGCCGGCAAUCCCCCCGCCGUUGGCGAGCUACAUCCAGUCCUCCCUCUCGCUCUCCGAGUCCAGCGAUGCGCACAGUCAAACGCUCAUCACCUCGGUCCUCAGCACGCCGUCGCCCUGGCUGGUGCUGCGGCUCGUCUACGCGGCCCUGUACGGCGUGGUCGAGGACGACAUCGACACCCACAACAAGGGGGGCGAUGGCGGUAGCAGAGUCGCGGGCCCGAGGCCUGAAAGAAGCAGAACCACGGCGUCCAUGGGCGCGCCGGUUGUCUUUGCGAGUUUUCUGCGGCCGUUGAGUCUGUGGGUUGAGCUAGGGAAGAAGAUUGGCCUCGACAUUCAGUCGCUAUUGCGAAGUAGGAGAAUAGUCUUCGUCGAUGGACUGACUCAUGACCCGCCACCUUAUGGGUCGCCCUUUGCGAGUGGUGGUGGUGGUGGAGGAGGAAGAGGAGGAGCAGGAGACGCAUCACCAAGGACGAGGCUGAAAUCACUGUCACUGAACGACGUGCAGAACGCUUUGAGUUCGGCAUUAAAGAGCAUCCCUACGACGACGACAUCUACCUCAGCAUCGAUAUCAAGUUCAUCGGCAGGCACACCGACACCACGGAUGCCCUCGACGUCAACGCCUCCGACUCGAGCUCCUGAAGCCGGAAAGCCUUUAAUUUUCCUGGAUGGCAUCGACUUUCUCAUCGCCUGCCAGCCUUCUUUCUCAAGUACAUCUAUGCAGGAAUUCCUGUCCACUCUCCGCAUCCAGUCUCACGCUCUAGUACUUGCCUGCAGCGCUGACACUCCAUUGAUGCAUGUCGCCACGUCCUCAAACGAGGGGGGGAUACCGUUGGAGCGCAACCAUGCGCAUCUUGUGACGGCCCUGGCGCACCAAAGUCGCUGGGUGUUGCAACUCCGAGGACUGGACACCGGCAGCGCGAAGGAUGUGUCGGGCGUGAUCAGGGCAAGCAAAGGAGGUAGCUAUGAGAGUAAUGAGGAUGAGCAGCGGGACUCGGGCUGCGUAGAAGCUAGGGCCGCCCAUGACUUAGAUGAUGCUGAAUGGCUGUACCAACUCAAAGGAGACGGGUCGGUUCGGGUCUGGGGUCGUGGUGAAUAA